AGUUGGAUAGUCCACGCCGGGCAGUGAUUGGUUGCCGAGAGGCGGGGAGGCUCGAUCGCCGGAGAAGCGGCCGCCGCGGUGAGGAGAGCCAUGGGUCAGGCGGCCAAGGUUUUACAGCUCUUUAAAACAUUACACAGGACCAGACAACGGGUUUUUAAAAAUGAUACCAGAGCAUUAGAAGCAGCCAGAAUAAAGAUAAAUGAAGAAUUCAAAAGUAAUAAAAGUGAAACUUCUCCCAAGAAAAUAGAAGAGCUAAUAAAAAUAGGUUCCGAUGUUGAAUUGUUACUCAGAACAUCUGUUAUACAAGGUAUUCACACAGACCACAAUACACUGAAAUUGGUCCCUAGGAAAGAGCUCCUUAUAGAAAAUGUGCCAUAUUGUGAUGCACCAACUCAGAAGCAAUGAGUUUUCUAGGAUAAAAUCAAGUCUUUUAGUUUUUAAUCUUAAGUACAUAACUCUGGCAAAAGUUUUGGAAAUGCAAGUAUUUCAGAACCAGCCUAUUGAAAAUGAAUGAAUUAAAGUAUCACUUCAUAACAAUUUCACAUUAAAAGGACAUUGCUGAAAACUGCAGAACAUAGUUAAAUAUUCCUAGACAGCAUUAAAUAAGACAUGUUAUUUGCUUUAAAAAAUCAAACUUUAUAAACUAAAAUAAAUGCUCAGGAAGUAUGUCAUACUCAUUUCUCUUUGACCUUGAUGAGUAUUUUGGUCUUUUUUUUUUUUUUUAAGAUUUUAUUUAUUUAUCUGACAGAGAGACAGGGAGAGCGGGAGCACAAGCAGGAGGAGUGGGAGAAGGAGAAGCAGGCUUCCCGCUGAGCAGGGAGCCUGAUGCGGGGCUCAAUCCCAGGACCCUGGGAUCAUGACCUGAGCCGAAGGCCGAUGCUUAAUGACUGAGCCACCCAGGCGCCCCGAGUACUUUGGUCUUAACAUAACUAAGAAUGCAGUGAUUUGACAAGUUGGUGGGUUUUCCUCCCACAUGAAAUGAAACUAUAAGAUUAAAAUUAUUAGAUUAAAUUUGUGUUUAGUUCCAUAAACAUUAAAUUGGUCAAAAAAAAUCACAAUAUGUGCCAGCUCUCCACAGAAGGUGGCCUUUGUUUCCUAAAGCACUGAAAUUCUUUCUUUUUUUUUUUUUUUAAGAUUUUAUUUAUUUGACAGAGACACAGCAAGAGAGGGAACACAAGCAGGAGGAGUGGGAGAGGGAGAAGCAGGCUUCCCGCUGAGCAGGGAGCCCGAUGCUGGGCUCGAUCCCAGGACCCGGGGACCAUGACCUGAGCCGAAGGCAGACGCUUAAUGACUGAGCCACCCAGGCGCCCCAGCACUGAAAUUAUUUCUGUAGCUAACAAAUAAUUAUUCAGUUUCCUUUCAGAGAUAGAGUAUCUCUCUGUUCCUGUAAAGACAUUUUUCUAGUAAGUCUUCUGAAGAUAGAUGAAUAAAAUAUCAAAAUCACCUAGGAUCACUAUGGAAUAAAGAAAUCCUAAUUUUUUUUAGGAAAUAAUGACCCUUAAUCAAACUAUGUAAUACAUCCUUAGUAGAAAUAGUGUACCUAGGCCACAGCUAGACUUUAUUGUGAAAAUGUAAUAUGUGGCUACCUUCUUUCGAUUUUAAUCAAUAAAACUUAGAUGGCUUUUCUUCCACAUGUCCCAUCCGUCCCUGACGUGAGUGGCAGUAUCACAAAACAGUGUGUCAUUCUACCAUCUAAUGGUGGGAACUAAAAAAUUGUAUUUAAUAUUCUUCUUGUUUCUCUUUUAUCUGUGUAUCUUUACCAUUCUCGUCUUAGUGAGCAGUGUGUUCUCUCCCAUUCACUGACCAAUUCUCCCAUUCAGUAAUGAUACAGAGUUUUCAAUUUUUAUAGGAUUCUUAAUGCAAGCUUUGUUGGCAAAACAUGGGUAUAUCCAUAGUGGAUAUAAAAUGUCAUAUUUUAAAAUAAUUUAAAAAAUGAUAAAAUAAUUUAAUUUUAAGAGAUCAAAGAUUUUGCUAAAUUCCUCAGACAUAUUACACUUAACAUUAAGCCAUUAACUAUCCUUAAUGCCUUCUAAUACUUGUGAGAAGAGUGUUUAGUAGUCUGUGAAAUGGUUUAUACAUGUCAAAUGAUUUGCAACGUUAAUUUUUCAACUCCCAUGUGUAGUUAUUAUUUAUGUGGAAAUUAUACCUACUUGUUUCAUAUUUGAAAUUUGCUCUUAUAAAAGAAUGUUGAAAGUUGUCACAGUACAAUCACUGAUAAAUUCCCUGACUUAGUAUUGUUUCAUUAAGUAUCUAUAUUAUAUAUUUGGAGGAACAUUGGCUGACCUAGGUUAACUUAAUAUAUUUUAAUUAUUUUAGUAAUAUUGAACGUUUUUAGUAGUUCCUAGCUUUUUUUCAUUUUUUAAAGGAUUUAUUUAUUUAUUGGACAGAGAGCAUGAGCAGGGGGAAGGAACAAGGGGAGAGAGAGAAGCAGGCUCCCCACUGAGCAGGGAGCCCAUUGCAGGACUCCAUCUCAGGACCCUGGAAUCAUGACCUGAGCUGAAGGCAGAUGCUUCACCGACUGAGCCACCCAGGCGCCCCCCUAGCUUUUUUUCUUUAAUCUUAAUUCCUGUGUUCCAUUCUUCAUUCACAUUAAUUUAAAUAUCUCAACAGAUUUUUUUUUUUAUAAACUUACCAUUAGGAGCAAUAGAGAUUAAUAAUUCACAUAUUUUAUUAAAGCCAGUGGCUUUGAGAUUUUCUUCAAGAUGUAUGUAUAUCUUGUAUAUAUAUAAGAAAAAAGAUCGUGUUUAUAUUAGCAGACAAAACUAUAAAAUAGUAAUAGACUUUUUUUAAAAAACUGUGUAACUUAAAAAUGAAAGACAUACUAUGUUCCUAGAUGGGACAACUGAAAAUUAUGGACAUGAACAAUUUAAAUGUUAUCUAUCAAAAUCCCGAAAGAUUAAAGAUACAUCUAUGUAAAAAUAUGUAACUUAUGGGGGCACCUGGGUGGCUCAGUCGUUAAGCGUCUGCCUUCGGCUCAGGUCAUGAUCCCAGGGUCCUGGGAUCGAGCCCCGCAUCGGGCUCCCUGCUCAGCGGGAAGCCUGCUUCUCCCUCUGCCACUCCCCCUGCUUGUGUUCCCUCUCUUGCUGUGUCUCUCUCUGCCAAAUAAAUAAAUAAAAUCUUAAAAAAAAAAAAAAUGUAACUUAUGUAAUCUGUAAAAGCUACUAUAAAAAAAGUUUACAGAAAAUAUUUGCUGCCAACAUAAUGAUUAAAAGAGUUUUAAGAUAUAAGUGCUCCUAUGACUCAGUAAAAGAUAACUCAGUGAAAAAUGGACAAAUGAUAUAAAUAAAAAGUUCACAAAAGAAGAAAGAUUAAGCCUCUCUACUGAUCAGAGAAAGGUAAAUUAAAACAAUAUGAAACUUUUUGUUCAUCAAAUUUGCAAAAGUUAAAGAAACUGAUCAUAUCCAUUAUUUGUAAAAGUAACAUGGGUGUGAGGAAAUGGGCACUCUCAAAUAUUUCUGGAAGGGAUGUAAGUGAUAGAGCCUUUUUGAAAGGAAAAUUGACAUCAAAAUUUAAAAUAAACAUAUUGGGGCACCUGGGUGGCUCAGUCAGGUAAGCAUCUGCCUUUGGCUCAGGUCAUGAUUCCAGGAUGCUAGGAUCGAGCCCCACGUCGGGCUCCUUGCUUAGCAGGGAUCCUUAGCGGGGAUCCUCCCUCUCCGUCUGCCUGCCAUUCCCCCUGCUUGUGCUCUCUCUCUCUCUCUGUCAAAAAAAUAAAAAUCUUUAAAAAAUAAUAAUAAAAUAAACAUAUUACUCAAUCUUUCAUCUCCAUAGCACACAAGAAUACUAAUAAAUGAACACUCAGAUAUAUGUAUAGGAAUUUCUGUAGCAUUGUUUAUAAUUGUAAAAAAUUGAAAAUGGCCUAAAUUUCCAAAUUUAAGGCAACAAUUAUAGGAAAUGUAGCUUUGGGAUAUUAUGCAGGUGUUGAAAAGACUGAUGCAAAAUAUAUAUACCAUCAAGUGAAAGAAGCCAGUCACAGAAUAUAUGUUAUCUAUGAAUCCAUUUACAUACAAAAGUAUUUGUGCACACAUUUGUGCAUAUAUGCAUAUAUAUAUAUAUAUAUAUACACACACACACACACACACACACAAAUGAAUAGAAAUCUACAUACCUUUAAGAAAUAAACAUGCUUAAUGUUAGUACAGUUGACCUUUGAACAAGGGUUGAACUGCAUGGGUCCAUUUAUAACGUGGACCUUUUCUUUUUGAUAGAGUACAGUACUGUAUAUUUUCUUGUCCUUAUGAUUUUCUUAAUAUUUUCUUUUCUCUAGCUUUAUUCUAAGAAUAUAGUAUAUAAUAUACAUAACAUACAAAAUAUGUGUUAAUCAACUAUGUUAUUAGUAAGGCCAACAAGUAAGCUAUUAGUAGUUAGGUUUUGGAGCAAUUAAAAGUUAUAUGUCGAGGGGUGCCUGGGUGGCUCAGUCGUUAAGCGUCUGCCUUCGGCUCAGGUCAUGAUCCCAGGGUCCUGGGAUCGAGCCCCGCAUAGGCUCCCUGCUCUGCGGGAAGCCUGCUUCUUCCUCUCCCACUCCCCCUGCUUGUGUUCCCUCUCUCGCUGUCUCUCUCUCUGUCAAAUAAAUAAAUAAAAUCUUCAAGGAAAAAAAAAGUUAUAUGUCCAUUUUCAACUGCGUGGGAAUUCAGUGCCCCUAACCCCCCAGGUUGUUCAGGGAUCAAUUGUAGUUAGGUAGGAGAAUGAGAUUUGGUGAAAGGACUGGUAAAUUGGGGAUUUUUAUUAUGGUAAUUCCUGCAUGCUUAAGUACUUUUUACAGUGUGUAGAUCAAUGAAUAAUUUUUAAAGGACAGUACUUAAGCUACUAGUGAUUUAUUUAAAACUUAAUUAUGCAAUAGUAAAAAUAUUAGCAUCUAGUAUAUUGGACACUCGUGAACCUCAUUCCCACAUUUGACAGAGGUUACAUUUUGCCAUAUUUGUUUAAAGAUAUCCUUCCUUAUAAGUCACAAAAUCUUAUAAAGCUAAAGUCCCACUUUUCUUUCUCUUGUCUCUUUUCAGGUAUAAUUACUGUUUUACAGCUGGUGGAUAUCAUUCCCAUACUUGUUUUUAUACUUUUACCAAAUGUAUGUGUAUUCAAAACAAUGUAUUGUUUUGAGGUUUUAAAAUGAAAAUAAAUGGUGUUAUGCUCCA
Messenger RNA from Mirounga angustirostris (Northern elephant seal), 5129 nucleotides. RefSeq names its product LYR motif containing 7 (gene LYRM7). Gene Ontology annotation, cellular component: mitochondrial matrix. Gene Ontology annotation, biological process: mitochondrial respiratory chain complex III assembly. Gene Ontology annotation, molecular function: protein folding chaperone. The transcript has 5 exons. The coding region runs from base 91 to 405 and encodes 104 amino acids. Lineage: Eukaryota; Metazoa; Chordata; Mammalia; Carnivora; Phocidae. The record is from RefSeq and is a predicted model, not a curated record.